Molecule: messenger RNA, 2277 nt
Organism: Syzygium oleosum
Lineage: Eukaryota; Viridiplantae; Streptophyta; Magnoliopsida; Myrtales; Myrtaceae
Product: 3beta-hydroxysteroid-dehydrogenase/decarboxylase
Exons: 13
Coding region: 273-1955 (560 amino acids)
Biological process (GO): steroid biosynthetic process
Molecular function (GO): 3-beta-hydroxy-Delta5-steroid dehydrogenase (NAD+) activity
Source: RefSeq, a predicted model, not a curated record
AGAGAGAGAAGAGUCUCUGCCAUGUCCGACCGGACCGCGAGAUUCCACAACCGAUAGAAGACAACGAGUGGGACACGCUCGUUCUCUCUCUCUCUCUCUGUCCCCGCGAUUGCAUCUGACAUCCGCUGCACAUACCCAUCGAGUCUCGAACAGUCGCACUCGCAUUCCAUAUACCCCCGUUCGAUCUUCUCGACGUUCAUCGGCUUCUGGAUCUCCCGUCCAUCUCCGCCGCCGGCGCUUCCGCUCCGAAAAGUAAAGGGCAUUGCAGGAGAAUGGCUGGGGAGGAGAGGUGGUGCGUGGUGACCGGUGGGAGAGGCUUCGCGGCGCGGCAUUUGGUGGAGAUGGUGAUCAAGUACGAGAUGUUUUCGGUCCGCGUCGCUGAUUUGGGGUCGAAGAUCGAGCUCGAGCAGUCCGAAGAGAACGGGACCCUCGGGGAGGCUUUGAGGUCUGGCCGCGCUCAAUACGUGUCCGUCGAUCUCCGAGACAAGGCCCAAGUGCUUAAAGCAUUUGAAGGAGCUGAGGUGGUAUACCACAUGGCUGCUCCUAAUUCAUCCAUCAAUAACCAGCAGCUCCAUUAUUCAGUCAAUGUGCAAGGAACGAAGAAUGUGAUUGACGCAUGUGUCGAGCUGAAAGUAAAGAGACUUAUUUAUACUAGCUCCCCCAGUGUUGUGUUUGAUGGAGUCCAUGGAAUACUCAACGGGGAUGAAUCGCUGCCUUAUCCACCAAAGCACAAUGAUUCAUAUUCAGCGACUAAAGCUGAAGGAGAAGCCUUGGUGAUUAAGUCGAAUGGUAGGGAUGGGCUCCUGACGUGCUGCAUACGUCCUAGCAGCAUUUUCGGUCCUGGUGAUAAGUUGUUGGUUCCAUCUUUAGUGGAUGCUGCUAGAGUGGGAAAAUUAAAGUUCAUUAUAGGUGAUGGCAACAAUCUAUACGACUUCACUUAUGUUGAAAAUGUAGCUCAUGCCCAUAUAUGUGCUGAAAGAGCUCUAGCAUCAGGAGGUGAUGUAUCAGAAAAGGCUUCAGGGCAGGCGUAUUUUAUAACUAAUAAGGAGCCAAUCAAGUUUUGGGAGUUUGUCUCAUUAAUUCUUGAAGGUCUUGGCUAUGAAAGGCCACGGAUAAAGAUUCCUGCUGCUGCUAUAAUGCCGAUUGCACAUAUGGUGGAGUUAACUUAUAGACUUUUGGGCCAGUAUGGGAUGCCGAUUCCACAGUUUACACCUUCGCGCAUUAGACUCCUCUCUUGCAGCAGAUCAUUUAACUGUUUGAAAGCAAAGGAUCGACUUGGCUACACACCCAUUGUACCUCUUCAGGAGGGUAUAAGGCGAACUAUAGAGUCAUAUGCACACCUCAGGGCUGCCAAUCAGCCUAGAAGAGAAGGGCCAUCUAAAGCAUCCAUAUAUCUUGGAAAUGGAAGGGUUGCUGACACAUUGCUCUGGAAGGACAAGAAAAUGACAUUAACCACACUAGUAGUUUUGGCUGCAAUCUACUACAACUUUAUUGCUUCGGGGUCAACUAUCAUCACUGCUCUUUCGAAGUUUCUUCUCGUGGCAUCCAUAUUCUUGUUUGUUCAUGGCAUCUUACCAACAAAGAUAUUGGGAUUAAAGAUCGAGAAAAUCUCCCCAUCAAGUUUUUAUAUAUCAGAAGAGAAAUCUCAAAGUUUUGCUUUGUCAGUGGCCUCAUCAUGGAAUGAUGCUGUAAAAAUUAUGGCAACCCUCUCCAUGGGUAAUGAUUGGAUACUUUUUCUUAAGGUCAUCGGUGUGCUUCUUAUUGUUAGCAUCAUUGGAGCCAUCCCUGUGCAGAGUUUAUUUGCGAUAGGGGUUCCUGUCGGCUUCAUAGCUUUCUUGGUGUAUGAGAAGAAGGAACAAGAAAUCGAUGCAAUAGUCUUGGAAGCUCUCUCAUUUGGAUGCAAAUUUAAGUCCCGCAUUCCUGCAAAAUUCCUAAAUACUAAGAAGAAUGAUUGAUAGAAGUUAAAUGCAAGUGUUGGCAUUUGGUAUUGCUCUUCUUCUGGCGUGCCUGUCCUUCUGUAACAGAAUGGUUAAAACUCCGUCUCCCACUAAAGGCACAGGUGCGAUAGGAUAUUUGGCCGUUCUUUCCGAACCACUGCCCUAGAACGGGAGAGACGGGAAAAUUUAUUGGAUUCAUUUUUUUUUCCUGGUCUCUUGCAGUUUGUGUUAUCAAAACAACACAUUUUUGGUUCUCUGGGGAUAUGUGCUUGAUUAUUGAUUGCACGACGAAUGUACUAUGGCUCUGGUUUGAGAUCAAGCUUUCUUAUUUUGUUUGUAA